AUGAAGUUCCAGAUGUACUUCGGAGUGCUCAUCGUGGUAGCCUCCGGCUCAUUUGCCGUUCUUGGGUCACCUGAUUUCAAGCGGCGGAGUGAACUAGAGGCCGUGGAGAGAGAGAACAUCGUAAACUUCAUCCGCUUGAAAGUCGAUCAGCAAUUUUUGGACAAUGCGACUGUGACAGGAGAGAUCUCCACGGCUCUGAUGAACGCCAUCCACAAAGUUUCUACCACGAUAAUCCGAGAGAUGAAAGAAGAAGACACAAGAAAGAAGGACGAUAAGAAGGAGAUUGAGGAGGAGAUCAAAAAAGAAGGGAAUGACGGAACCGAGAGCCAGGAUGACCCCGACAAGACUGGGAAGGAUGGGCAGAAAGAAGAUCCCGAUGAUCCAAACAAGAAAGGAGAGGAUCGAGAAUCCAAGAACCCGGAUGACUCGAACGAAGCAGGAAGGGAUGAGGAGAACAAGGGAGGCGAUGAUCCGGACAAAAAGGCAGAGGAAGAUGCCAAGGAUGCGGAUGACCCCGAACAAGGGGGAAGAGAUGAGGGGGGAGCCGAUGAUCCAAGAAAAGAAGCAGAGGGAGAAAAAGAAGAGGAGCCGGAUGACCGAAACGAAAGAGGGGAGAAAGAGGAAGCCGGGAACUCAGGCGGGAGGGAUGAUGAAAGCGAGAACCCUAAUGAUCCGAACAUGAAUGGAGAGGAUCGAGGAGCCAACAAACCGGAAGACCAGAAAAACGCUGAUAGGGAUGAGAAAGCCGAGAACCAGGAUGAGCCGCACGAAGAAGGGAAGGACGAGGCGAGCGGGAACGCGGACGGAGCGGAUAAAAAGAGAAAGGAUGGGGAAGCCGCGAAACUCGACGAUACGAAGCUGAAGAGGGAAAAUAAUCGAGAUGGCGAGAAACCGGAGGAAAAUGGAGGGAAUGAGCAUGCUGAGGAAUCGGAUGACCCGGACGCCGGAAGUAAGGAUCAGAGAUCCGAGAACGCGGAUGUUAUGUUCGGCGGAAGGGGGAGGAAGGACGGCAAGAGCCUGGAUGACCCGGCAAUGAAGCGGGAAUCCGUGAGUUCCGAAGAAACAGGAGACAGUGCGACUUUUUAUGGAGCCGAGGGGCCCGUCAGCCGGGGAAAUACCGGAGCCCGCAACCCUCAUAGCCAGAAGGGGAAAGUAGUAGCUCCGGACAUCACGAUCAUCUUUGUGAAAGAUGAGCCGGGAGUGCUCGAUCUGAGGAAGCCCGUCGAGUUUUUCGUUCGAAAUAACAAAGAUGAAGUGAUUCCAGUCGGAGAGUUCAGGAAGCGCUCUGAUAGUCUGAGGGCUGAAAUUCUCCAGGCAGUCAAGGCUUCGGACUUGAGGAUAGAUCUCGCGGUACUCGAUGAAGGCGAAUCCUCCGAAAGACUGCCUCUUUGGGCGUACGUGACCAUCGCGAUCGGAAUCGCUGUUCUAGUUGCCUGUGUCACAGCUCUGACGAUAACGAUUGCGAGGAGACGGCGCCAGCGCGAGGACGAUCCUUAAAAUCCUGCGGACGCGGAUCGCAUGCAAUUCAUCGAGGGGCAUCAUGGAUCACAGUUUUGGGCAGCGUACCAGCCCGUCUUGAUCCAACAUAACGGUCAUCAGUCGGUCGGGAAUAAAAUCAAGUCAGACUU
Molecule: messenger RNA, 1628 nt
Organism: Galendromus occidentalis (western predatory mite)
Lineage: Eukaryota; Metazoa; Arthropoda; Arachnida; Mesostigmata; Phytoseiidae
Product: spore wall protein 2
Exons: 7
Coding region: 1-1497 (498 amino acids)
Source: RefSeq, a predicted model, not a curated record